AUGGCGUGCGUCUCCUGCUACGGAGGUGCCCAGGGAUAUGGGGAGGGACCUUUGCCUGGUACUGCCUCCUGCUGUCGGGGUAGAGAACUGCUUCCAACUGUCCUUCCCCUCUCUCAGGUGUUUUACAACGGCGCCACCGUGAAGCAGGUGGAUGUCCCCACGCUGAGCGGCUCCUUCGGCAUCUUGGCGGCUCACGUUCCCACCUUGCAGGUCCUUAAACCCGGAGUUGUGACGGUCUUUACCGAGGACGGCACAGCGACCAAGUAUUUUGUGAGCAGUGGCUCCAUCACAGUCAAUGCUGACUCCUCGGUGCAGCUGCUGGCAGAAGAGGUGGCCACUUUGGACAUGCUGGAUCUCGCUACUGCUAAGUCGAAUCUGGAUAAGGCCUUAUCCCAGCUGGCUGCAGCACCUGACGAAACGGCUAAAGUAGAAGCCCAGAUUAACGUGGAAGCCAGUGAGGCCCUUGUGAAAGCCCUGGAGUAAUUAGGGGUGUCGAUGUGCAGAAGCCAUGGACUGGGGCUGGGCCCGGCUCCCCUCCCCCCACCACCCGUUUGUACAGAUGGCAUGAGACAGAUUCGCUUUGAUCAAUUAAAGAAAACAAAAGCCCCAA
This is a messenger RNA of Terrapene triunguis (Three-toed box turtle), 610 nucleotides long. RefSeq names its product ATP synthase F1 subunit delta (gene ATP5F1D). NCBI's taxonomy places the organism in Eukaryota, Metazoa, Chordata, Testudines, Emydidae. The coding region runs from base 1 to 483 and encodes 160 amino acids. Gene Ontology annotation, molecular function: proton-transporting ATP synthase activity, rotational mechanism. Gene Ontology annotation, biological process: proton motive force-driven ATP synthesis. The transcript has 5 exons. The record is from RefSeq and is a predicted model, not a curated record.